Messenger RNA from Adineta ricciae, 768 nucleotides. The record is from the annotation of a GenBank genome assembly. Lineage: Eukaryota; Metazoa; Rotifera; Eurotatoria; Adinetida; Adinetidae.
AUGGUCGAUUUUUCGAAUUACCCAUUUCCAACUUACAUACCAAAUAGACUAAUCGCUGGAUUGUUUUCCUCAUUUGUGUUCCUUUCAUUCAUCUUCUGGUGUAUCCAAUCCAUUCAAACUCGUUGUCAACCAGUACGUUUAGUUAUUCUAUUAUUCGUUUCACAUGUCACGAUUUUCACUGAACUGAUGAUUCGUGCUACAAUAAAUCGAACGGAAAUCCAAUCGAAAUUAAUCUACAUCAUUAUGACUGCUCUGUACACGAUCGGCCAACGUUCAAUCAUCGUGGCCAAUUUUACGUGUGUUUUACAACAUCCGAUAGCAAAAUUUCGUUGUUGCUUCCGCAUUAUUAGUGCGUGUAUUUUCUUUUCUGAUAUUUUCAUGAUACCUGCUGGAUUACUGGCAGUUCAAUCGAAUAAAAUUCAUCUAAGUUUUAUCUUCCGACAACUUUCUACAUCGAUGAUCUGUUUAAUCCUGCUUGUUUUCUACGUUGUCUGGCUUUGGACGAAAACUAUCUACAACAUGUCUUUCGAACUGAUUGUUUUAUUAAUUAUUUCGAGUUUGAACUGUCUUAUCAUAGCGCUUUUCUUAUUAAUCAUGUCAAUACCGAAAUAUUAUAUUGUGAUCAAUGAUGAUGAAGAAUGGUUUUAUUUCUUUCAACUCUUGCCGAUUGUCUUAUCAUUAAUCGCCUGGUCAAUGCUACAUCCGAAACGAAGUCUGUUCGACACUGCUAACCAAUCGGAUGAAAUAACAGUUUCAUAUUCAUUUUAG